AAGACUUAACAAGCUGAUUAAAUUGCUUGUCUGUCGCAUGAUUGUUAAACGGAAUGAAUUCGCAUAUAAACGGAUUGAAUGGGUAACAGAAGUCAGUGUUUCCAACAAAGCGUACAGCACAACUACGACAACAUGAAGACAGUAAUUGCAGUUCUUUGCGUCAUAUUAGCGGCCCAAUGCGUAACUGCGCAAUGCCCUAAUCUUAAGACCUUCACUACGGAACUGAAGCCGGCUUGUGAUAUAAAUGACAUUUACAUUAAAUGGCCCAAUUAUGCGAAUCAAAGUACUUACUACACCUGUUUUGGCGUGGGAAAUCCAGUGUUGACACCAUGUCCAAGUGGUGAUUAUUUCACUUACGUUUACCAACAAUGCAACCAAUGCAACGAGUAUAUUCCGCCUCCUGUAUGCGAAAAUCUCAAAACACAAAAUACUCCCAAUUGCGUUCCAAUUGGUAGUGAUUCUGGUGGUAAUAGUAGCACAACUCCAGCCACAACAACUGGCUAUCCAACACCGAACUAUCCAAGUACCACAAGUUCCACCACAAAAACCACGUCCACAAAGGCACCAACUACAGCGACAACUGCUAGUACCAAUACCACGGUAACUUCGGCCACUGCUACUACAGUGAUAACGCCUCCAACUGCAAGCCCAACAAGUGCUCCAAGUACCAACACUACAUACCCCGGACCCCCAUCUCCAGUAACUUCGGCCCCGAAUGUACCCACACCUCCAACACCAGCAGCAACACCACCAGUGAUUGAUUUAACUCCACCAAGUGCAUAAGGACCAAAAAUGUUUAAAAUGCAAUAACAAAAAAUUGUUAAAUCUUGUUCAUUGCAAAGAAUCCUGCUUAUGUAUUUCAGAAAGAAUGUAAUAAAUGCUGUACCAGUCUGAAAAGAUUGCUUAA
Bactrocera dorsalis (oriental fruit fly) is the source of this 907-nucleotide messenger RNA. RefSeq names its product peritrophin-55. Gene Ontology annotation, molecular function: chitin binding. Gene Ontology annotation, cellular component: extracellular region. NCBI's taxonomy places the organism in Eukaryota, Metazoa, Arthropoda, Insecta, Diptera, Tephritidae. The transcript has 2 exons. The record is from RefSeq and is a predicted model, not a curated record. The coding region runs from base 79 to 783 and encodes 234 amino acids.